Lontra canadensis (Northern American river otter) is the source of this 3785-nucleotide messenger RNA. RefSeq names its product neurexophilin and PC-esterase domain family member 3 (gene NXPE3). The record is from RefSeq and is a predicted model, not a curated record. Bases 1264 to 2943 code for a protein of 559 amino acids. Lineage: Eukaryota; Metazoa; Chordata; Mammalia; Carnivora; Mustelidae. The transcript has 8 exons.
GCCUCCCGGGAUCCCGCAGUCCGAAUGCCUAGCGGCCAGAGAGAGCACAGCGGAUAGCUGGGCUCGGCGGUGAGUGCGGGACUCCGGCUUGUGCGCAGGCGCCGGGCUGGGUCCCUGCCGCUCGAGGGACCCAAUGCCUGGCGCCUCGCGGGCGCCUCUAGUCUGAGAAGCCCCUUUCUCCGCACGCGCCGACCCCUGAGUCCCCAGCCUGGUGCAGAGGAGCUGCAGACUCGGGGGUCACGGCUGGGGGUUCUGGAGCCAGAAAGGGAAGGCUUCCGUCCUCGGCGGGGACAGAAUUGGAGCCUCCGGCUGCCGUAGCUUCGGACCUGAGUUGCCCGAGCCGCUGCGGCUCCCGCGGGGAAGGGGCGGGGCUGACGCGAGCAUCUCUGUGCUCAGUUUUCCGGACUUGGUGCAACGCGGGCAGGUGCAGCAGCUGAAGACCUCUUCCUAACCCGGUUCGGGGCACUUUGCGACUUCUGCCUCCUCGGCCCCAUUCUCCGGUCUCACUGCUGCCCCGGGCCCAGCUGCCACUUGCCUGGUGAUGCUCUCACACUUUGGGCUCUUCUGGCAUUAUUGAGCUGACGCUUUGGGACAUCAGAUUCAGGUCGUAUGGGGAGAGAAGCGUGUGACUUUGCAAGGUGUGAUGUGGAAACCUGGGCCUGUCACCCGUCUCCGCUUGAUGAAAGGCCACUAGGGUGGUGGAGGAUUGCUGCCAGUUUCCUAAAGAUGAAGAACUACACUGCUCAGUGGCCCUUCCCCUUCCUCAGUGUGGUUAUCAUUUGGAACAUCAGGGUGUGCUUGAAGCUGGCGGGACUCCCAGACUCUGAUCAUUAAUUGUCUGAUUCCAUGCAGUGGAGGUAGCAGCACGCUCCAAGGUGUUUGGGUUCUGCUUUCCUUUGCCGCAGGAAGAAUGGUAUAAAAGUGAGGAAACAUCAACCCGUGCUUUGAAUGUGGCAAGAAAAGAAUAAGCGUUGUCAUGAUUGCUUGAAUUCAGGACUUUACACUGGAAGGAAAGUUAGAUGUAAGCUCUAAUCUCUUCUUGGGAACUGGAAAUUUUUUUAAAAAAGGACUCCUCUGAAGAAAAGUGUGCUUCUUAAGUCAAUCCUAGCCUCUCCUCCAUACAAAGAGCUCUUAAUGAUACUAGCGGAAAACAAACAAAUUCAACUAAAAGCUCGUCUGCAGAUCAGAAGAACGAAGACAUGGAGUUUUAAGGAGUGAAGGUAGCAUGGCGUCGGCCAUGGGUGAUCAAGACACAGACAGACAAUGUGGCUCAAUUUCUUCAAACUACGGCUUUUCUGCUGUCUGCUUGCAGUGCUGAUGGUGGUGGUGCUGGUCGUCAAUGUUACUCAGGUAGAGUACUUGGACCAUGAGACUGUUUCAGCCACAUUCAUCGACAGUAGUGGACAGUUUGUUUCCUCCCAGGUGACAGGAGUUAACCGGAAUCCUUACUGUGGCUAUGAGCAUCAGACUCUGUCUAGCCGGGAGCGCAUGGAGGAGGACUCCUUGCUGGCUGCCCUACAAUGGCAGGUGCCUGAUAUGGGUCCGGUCCCCUUUCUCAAGAGCACUGACCCUUCUUCCAGCUACUUUGUUAUCUUGAACUCUGCAGCCUUCUUCAAGGUGGGAAGCCAGCUAGAAGUGCUGGUUCACGUACAGGAUUUUCAAAGAAAGCCCAAGAAAUAUGGUGGAGAUUACCUGCAGGCCAGAAUCCACUCGCCUAAGCUGCAGGCAGGGGCUGUGGGCAGAGUGGUAGACUACCAGAAUGGGUUUUACAAAGUCUUUUUCACUUUGCUCUGGCCGGGCAAGGUUAAAGUGUCCAUAUCUCUCGUCCACCCCACUGAAGGGAUCAGAGUUCUGCAGCACCUACAGGAAGAGAAACCACACAGGGUCUAUUUCAAGAGUCUCUUCCGUUCAGGAAGAAUUUCUGAAACCACGGAGUGCAAUGUGUGUCUUCCUGGGAAUCUGCCCCUGUGUAACUUUACAGAUCUCUAUACUGGAGAACCCUGGUUCUGCUUCAAACCAAAGAAGCUCCCAUGCAGUAGUAGAAUUAACCAUUUCAAAGGUGGAUACCUGAAGGGCCUUCUAACUGCUACAGAGAAUGCUUUCUUCCAGAGUGGUGUCAAUAUCAAAAUGCCAAUCAACUCCAGUGGACCUGAUUGGGUGACUGUGAUUCCCAGGAGAAUAAAAGAAACUAACAAUCUAGAAAUAUCACAAGGCUCAGGAACUUUUCCUUCUGGAUAUUAUUACAAAGAUCAGUGGAGGCCCAGAAAGUUUAAGAUGCGCCAGUUUAAUGACCCUGACAACAUCACAGAAUGCUUACAAAGAAAAGUGGUGUACUUAUUUGGAGAUUCAACAAUCAGGCAAUGGUUUGAAUACCUUACUACAUUUGUUCCAGAUUUAGUGGAGUUUAACUUGGGUAGUCCCAAGAAUGUGGGUCCUUUCCUCGCGGUGGACCAGAAGCACAACAUCCUGCUCAAAUAUCGCUGCCAUGGUCCACCCAUCCGUUUUACAACUGUCUUUAGCAAUGAGCUCCAUUAUGUGGCCAAUGAGCUGAAUGGCAUCGUGGGAGGGAAGAACACCGUGGUUGCCAUAGCUAUAUGGUCUCAUUUCAGCACCUUCCCCUUGGAAGUGUACAUCCGGCGGCUCAGGAAUAUCCGUCGAGCCGUGGUCCAGCUCCUGGAUCGAAGCCCUAAGACCGUGGUAGUCAUCCGAACAGCCAAUGCCCAAGAGCUGGGGCCCGAGGUGAGCCUCUUCAACAGUGACUGGUACAACUUUCAGCUGGACACCAUCCUCCGUAAGAUGUUCUCAGGGGUUGGAGUAUAUCUCGUUGAUGCCUGGGAGAUGACCUUGGCUCAUUAUUUACCCCACAAGCUACAUCCAGAUGAAGUUAUUGUGAAGAACCAACUGGACAUGUUCUUGUCCUUUGUGUGCCCCGUGGAGACCUAGCCCGCCCUGGAGGGGACUGGAGGAAUCACAUUACCUGUGUUAUAGGAAGUUUAUGGCUGGCCCCAUGGAGAGAUACCUGCUAGUGACAUGUACAAAAUUUCAAAAGGAACUGGACUUUAUAUGAGACUUCUAAGGAGCUUAGAAAAUGCAGGUUGCAUUUAUAUCUACCUACAGGAUUUUUUUCCAAUCUUUACAUAGCCAUUGGAGAAUCAUUAUUAACAACAUCUACGCACAGUAUUCCUCUUGUAACCAAAGAUGCUAAUGAGUGUAUUUGAAUUAGCCUCUCCUGAGAGGGGAGAGUACUACGCUAAAAACUGUGAGAUGUAUUCUGACCUAAAUGGUUGGUAGUAAAGUGUUUGUAGCUUAUCUGGUAAAGGAGAGUGAGCUUAUCUGUAUGAACAGCACAGUUGGUCCAUCUUUGGUGGGAUGAACUAAUGAGUCUUCUGGUCAGUGCCUCCUGUAACACACUGAAGACUGCUGUGUCUUGAGAGUUUCUCUUGAUGAUCCCCCUUUUCUGAGUUGCUUUUCAGGCUGGAAUCCUUGCUCAGAUUUUUCUAGUGAGAAUAUUUACAAUAUUCUGCAUUUAUCUAGAAAAGAAGCAAAAGGAAAGUAUGAAAACAGUACACAAAAUCUGUGUGUCGAAUUGAUACUUGCACUGGGGGGUUGUUACUUAUUUCAGCUGAAUUUUACAUGAUGAAUACUUUAAAAUAAUCACUUUUGGAACUGGAAGGGGGAAUCUAUAAAUGGAAAUUUAUUUUUGUGUUUUGAAGUUUGAGGGUUUUAAGAACUGCAUUUUAUGUAAAGAUUGUUUAUUAUAAAGUUGUAGAAGUUACUUGCAUCAA